AUGUCAAGAAGAUUUGUACGGUCGAUACGAAAUAUCAGUGCUACCCCAGCAGAAAUCAAAAUCAAAUCAGCUACAAGUAAUGAUUCAUUCGGUCCAACUACAAGUGAUUUAAAUGAAAUUGCACUUUUAACAAUGGAUAAUAAACAUCUACGACAAAUCAUCACAGUGCUAACAAAGAGGUUAAAUGAUUCCACUAAGAAUUGGAGACAUAUAUUGAAAAGUCUUACUGUUAUACAAUAUUGUCUUCUUGCCGGCUCAACCGAAUUUGUUUAUUGGGUUCAAAAUAAUUCAUAUUUAAUAAAGACAUUGAAGGAAUUUCAAUGGAAAGAUUCAAAUGAGAUAGCAUAUCAAAUAAGGUCAAAGGCUAAAAAAAUUACAAGUUUAUUAAAAGAUGAUAACUUAUUACAAUCCAAAAGGGCAAAUUAUCAUAUUUAUAGAACAAAAAUGUCACAACCAAGUUCAGGUAAAAGGUCCUCUUUAGAUAUAACAAGAACUGAUGAUUUGAAUGUUCAAUCCUUGGAAAGUCCAAUUAAAUUAACUUCAGAUGCACCUUGGAGUAGAGCUACAAAGAGUAUGGAAAUUAGAAGAUCUAUUGAUUGGGAUGGUAAUAGGAAUGUUGGUAGAGGUAGUGAUGAAAUAUCAAGAAUUUUAGCAAAUAUUGAUGAAGAGUAA
This is a messenger RNA of Hansenula ciferrii, 672 nucleotides long. RefSeq names its product Ent4p (gene ENT4). Gene Ontology annotation, biological process: actin filament organization; endocytosis. The record is from RefSeq and is a predicted model, not a curated record. The transcript has a single exon. Bases 1 to 672 code for a protein of 223 amino acids. Lineage: Eukaryota; Fungi; Ascomycota; Saccharomycetes; Phaffomycetales; Wickerhamomycetaceae. Gene Ontology annotation, cellular component: plasma membrane; endosome; clathrin vesicle coat. Gene Ontology annotation, molecular function: phospholipid binding; clathrin binding.